AUGGCGGUCCAGUCCAUCUACCCGGCCGUCGAGGUCGUCGCGAGCCGCGUCCGCGGCGCGACCUUCGCGCGGAUCGGCGACCCGGAGGCGCCCUGGCCGCCGCCCUACGUCGUCGCCGCGGACCUCGGCCUGAACCACGCGUGCGUGCUCGGGCCGCCCGUCUUCCUGUGCUGCGACCUGCUCAACACGAUCCCCGUGGCCCUGAGCGUCAACGGCGGCAAGCCCUGCGCCGCGGGCAAGGCCGGGAACGCCGUGAUGCCCCCCGACGGGCCCCUGGGCGCGCUGGCCUGGCUCGCGAACCACCUCCUCGCGCGCGGCGACCACCUCCGCAAGGGCGACCUCGUCAUGUCGGGCGCGACCUGCGGCCUGACCAAGGUCCACCCGGGCGACACGGUCGUCGCGUCCUUCGACACGACGAUCCAGAUGGGCGCCGUCGCCACCGUCGAGCCCCGGUCCCACCACGCGCCGUCGUCCGUCGGCGGCCAGACGUGGACGAAGGUCGCCCACGCGUCGGGGCAGGCCGAGUUCACGCGGAAGUGCCUCGGCGCGGGCGGAUCCGCCGCGGGCGCCGCGGCCGCGCUCGCGAAGCGCCCCGUCUUCCUCGCGGCGCGCCCAGGCCUCGCGGCGCUGCUGCUCGAGGGCGACCUCCGCGUCCUCCGCCUCGAGCACGCCGUCGCAGGCGAGUGCCGC
Molecule: messenger RNA, 690 nt
Organism: Aureococcus anophagefferens
Lineage: Eukaryota; Pelagophyceae; Pelagomonadales; Pelagomonadaceae
Exons: 3
Cellular component (GO): cytoplasm
Molecular function (GO): 2-oxopent-4-enoate hydratase activity
Source: RefSeq, a predicted model, not a curated record